Lottia gigantea (owl limpet) is the source of this 375-nucleotide messenger RNA. RefSeq lists its product as hypothetical. Gene Ontology annotation, biological process: protein dephosphorylation; cilium assembly. The transcript has 3 exons. NCBI's taxonomy places the organism in Eukaryota, Metazoa, Mollusca, Gastropoda, Lottiidae. The record is from RefSeq and is a predicted model, not a curated record. Gene Ontology annotation, molecular function: protein tyrosine/serine/threonine phosphatase activity. The coding region runs from base 1 to 375 and encodes 124 amino acids.
AUGUCACAAUUCUACCCCAAUACACUCCCUGGUUUCGCUUCUCCGUACAAUUCAGGGUCAGUAAUUUUUCCAGAUUUGGAAUUGGUAACGAUCGGAAUCAAAGACUUUACGGCACCAAGCCUGGAACAAGUCAAGAUAUUUCUACAGAUAAUGGAACAGGGUAAACAAAAUCGAAAGGCAGUUGCUAUCCAUUGUGCUCACGGUAAAGGCAGGACAGGUACAAUAGCCGCCUGCUACCUUGUGAAAACGUAUGGUUUGACGUCACAGCAAGCGCUAGAUAAAGUUCGACAACUCCGACCUGGUUCAGUAGAAACCGUUACUCAGGAACAAUUGGUAGCUGAAUUUGAAACCUGGUAUAAAGACAAAUUAUUAUGA